Quercus robur (English oak) is the source of this 1887-nucleotide messenger RNA. Its product is annotated as small ribosomal subunit biogenesis GTPase RsgA 1, mitochondrial. NCBI's taxonomy places the organism in Eukaryota, Viridiplantae, Streptophyta, Magnoliopsida, Fagales, Fagaceae. The coding region runs from base 191 to 1681 and encodes 496 amino acids. The record is from RefSeq and is a predicted model, not a curated record. Gene Ontology annotation, molecular function: GTP binding; GTPase activity. The transcript has 5 exons.
AGGCCUUCUAAAGUUCUACUACUGCUCUUAACAGAAAUGGACAAAAUACCCAAUUCAUGACUCUCUCUCACUGAUACUACUCAUUACUCUCUCUCUCUCCUAUCCAAAUUCCAAAAUCCCUCGAAUAGAACAGAAUCACACUCCGAAAACAAAAACUUUCCAUCCAAAUUCUGCAACCAAACAACACCAUAUGCCGAUCGCUUCCAUUUCACUCAUCCGCCACCGCGCCAUUACACCGACCGCCACUUCUCUCUUCACCUCCAACCACAACAGCCUCCUCUACCGGCUCUCGACUUUCCGAUGCUUCACAAUCUCAGCCAAACAACAACAACAAAAGCAAAAACCCAACAACGUCUCGAAGAAGCCACCGCCGAACAAGAAUCUCCUUAGAGCCAAACACACCUUCAGAGACUAUUCCUCCUUAGCCCCAAUCCUCUCUCCCAAAGAGGCCCCUCCACUCUCCCAAUCCCAAGCCAUCGGCACCGUCGCCGCCGCCCAGGCCAACUUCAUGCGCGUGAUCGUCCAAUCCGAACCUUCUAGAACCGCCGACGUGGCUCCUCCGGAAGGUUCUGGAAUCGGAGUGGAGUUGCUGUGCGUGGUGAGGGCGGUGCUGAAGAAGAUAAAGAGGAGAGUGUUGGUUGGGGACAAGGUGCUGGUUGGGUCCAUUGAUUGGGUUGACCGGAGGGGCAUGAUUGAGAACGUGUUUCAGAGGAGCUCGGAGAUUUUGGACCCUCCGGUGGCCAAUGUGGACCAUUUCUUGGUGCUGUUCUCGUUGGAGCAGCCGCGGCUCGAGCCUUUUGCGCUCACUAGGUUUCUUGUUGAGGCCGAGUCCACUGGAAUUCCGCUCACGCUCGCAUUGAACAAGUCGGAGCUUGUGGAUGAAGAGACACUAGUUGGAUGGAAGACUAGGCUACAGAGUUGGGGCUAUGAACCAGUGUUUUGCAGUGUUAACUCCAAAUCUGGGCUUGAUGCUCUUGCAUUUAUUUUGAAAGAUCAGACAACUGUAGUUGUUGGUCCAAGUGGAGUUGGGAAGUCUAGUCUGAUUAAUACUCUGAGAAGCAGCCACCAUGCUUCUGAUGCAGAAGAAGGGGAUAAUUGGUUUGAUCCUAUUCUGGGUAGCAAGUGGUUUGAGGAACAGCGUAUUGGGGAAGUUUCAACUCGAAGCGGCAGAGGGAAGCAUACUACUCGCCAUGUUUCUUUGCUUCCAUUGUCAGGAGGGGGUUAUCUUGCUGAUACUCCUGGGUUUAACCAGCCAAGUUUGAUGAAAGUAACAAAACAAUCCCUUGCACAAGCUUUCCCUGAGAUCCAGAAGAUGCUCAUUGACAAUGAGCCCACAAAAUGUUCAUUCAAUAAUUGCUUGCAUCUCGGUGAACCAGGGUGUGUUGUGAAAGGGGACUGGGAAAGAUACCCAUACUAUUUUCAACUUCUUGAUGAAAUCAGAAUCAGGGAGGAAUUCCAGUUGAGGACAUUUGGAACCAAAAGAGAGGGUGAUGUAAGGUUCAAAGUUGGAGAAAUGGGUGUUAAGCAAGCGGAACCACGUUUGGAGCCUAAGAAGCAUAGGCGAAAAUCUCGUAAGAGCAUCAACCAGUCAAUACUAGAUGGUUUGGAUGAGCUUGAUGAUGACGACAACUUAGAUAUGGAAAAUGAUCCGAUUCUGAGGGCAAUGAAGGAAAAUCAAUAGGAAGUUAACUGCCGCACAUCUUAUACUGUAAAUAAUAAAUUUCUUAACCCUUUUCUCUUGGUGGUUAAACUGAAUUUACCAGUACAGGCUAGUGAGAGACUAAUUAGAUUUCUGAUUAACUGGAGGCAAAAUCUUUUUUGAAGGCAGUUAAUCAGAUUUGACAUGUAGAGCUAAUCAACUAAUACAAUGUUCACCUUUUCAUGCUU